This is a messenger RNA of Anisakis simplex (herring worm), 2724 nucleotides long. The record is from the annotation of a GenBank genome assembly. NCBI's taxonomy places the organism in Eukaryota, Metazoa, Nematoda, Chromadorea, Rhabditida, Anisakidae.
AAAAUGACUUCAUCUCGUCCCCCAACCGAACAAAUUGUGAAUUUGAAUGUCGGUGGUCAACGUUUCGCUACUUCAAGACAUACCCUUACAUGGAUAUCAGAUUCGUUCUUUACCAGUUUGCUGAGUGGUCGAAUUCCAACAGUUCGCGAUGAUACAGGAGCGAUAUUUAUUGACCGUGAUCCGUCACUAUUUCGAAUUAUUCUGAAUUAUUUGAGAACACGACAAGUCGAUUUAAGUUGUGCAAGUUUAACAAGUCUAAAACAUGAAGCGCAAUAUUAUGGGCUUGGACCAUUGAUUAAGAGAUUAACACUCUGUGAAGAGUUGAAUGAAUGCGCUUGCGGUGAUGUACUUUUCCAUGCUUAUCUACCACCUCCUUCGCUGCCGAUAUAUGGGUAUUGUGGAUCAGGCUCAGGCUCUUCAGUAAGGUCGUCGUGCAUAUCCCCCAAUCAACAGCAACAACAGUGCCCGUCUCCUUCUGUCAAUCCAAUUCAGAAUUCCUCAGAUCUUAUCCCUCCAAGCCAUCGCAAUAGCAAUGAUUUACCUUCCUCAUCCGUUCUAUCCUAUCCAUCCAGCAACAAUCUUCAAGUCAAUGCCUCUCAUCAAAACAUUGUUGCCGUACAACCAAGGCCUCUUCCGAGCAUGGAAGCUAAAUUUCAGAUGCCUACAUUAUUGGAUUUGCAUCCUGCAGUUAAUAACAAUACAGCUACUAAUAACACUAAUAAUGGUAACAACAAUAAUAAUAAUUCAGUGUCAUCGUCAGUAAUAUUGACUGGUGCAUCAUCACGCUUAUCAGAUCCAAUAAAACAGUCGCCAUCUGCUAAUAGUAAUCACAAUAAUUCGAAUGAAAUCGAUUACGGUCAUGCAACAGCAACAACGAACAAACGUUAUCAUUUCAUAUAUUCUGAUUAUUAUUGUGUGUUAUCACCUCCUUAUUCAGUCGAAUUGUGCCUAUUGAUAUCUUUUGCAGAACAGCAAAAUGAGAUGGUCAAUGCAAAAUUGGAAAAGUGUGGUACGAACGCAGAUAAAGGAUAUCAGUUGAAGGGUCCAAAGACUAAUGGUGGAGGCAUGACCCACAGUCGAGCAAAUAGUGCUGAUUUUAUGAUGAUGGGUCAUAGUGGCUAUAGUAGUCCAUCACGAAGCGCAUUUCAACAAGGACACAUGAAGAAGAGUUCCUACGAAUUGGCUAGAUUGGUAUUCCAUUUAUUAGUCUCUAAUUUAACCUACAGAAUGAAAGAGGAGAGUCUCGGCUGGCAGUCAGUCUAUACAUCUCCACGCUUAGAGGCAACUGUUCGUCAUAUUGCACUGAAUACCAAGUUUGGUGCGCAAAAUACCGAUAAAAUGUUAGCGAUAGCUUUAGCGAACAAUUCUAUUCAUUUAUGGAAUAUUUCGGACACAAAUACACCGCAAGGCACUAAAAUAGGAACUUUUUCGUUAUGUGUUGCCGUUGAUAAGUUAUUUUUCAUUGGUAGUCAGUUGGUGGCUUUAAGCAAGCUUGGAAAGGUGGGUAUUUGGCAUUCGAUGACACAUAACUGGCAAGUCCAAGAUGUGCUUUCAAUAUCGUGUUAUGAUACAGCUGGUUCGUUCUUGUUAUUAGGAUGUACAAAUGGAUCAAUUUAUUAUAUUGAUAUGCAGAAAUUUCCUCUUCGAAUGAAAGAUAACGAUUUAUUAAUUACCGAGUUAUAUCGUGACCCUAAUGGUGACCUUAUUACUGCUAUCAGUGUGUAUUUAACACCGAAAACAAAUAUCUGCGGUAAUUGGAUUGAAAUAGCGUAUGGAACGUCAAGUGGUAUUGUGAGGGUAAUAGUGCAGCAUCCUGAAACUGUGGGUCAUGGACCACAGCUAUUUCAAACAUAUACAGUUCACACUUCACCCAUCACUAGAGUUGCUUUGACUACUAAUCAUUUAAUUAGUGUGUGCAGUGAAUAUAAUCAUGUCCGAUCGUGGGGUGUUACAAGAUUUCGAGGAAUGAUAUCGACGCAACCUGGAAGCACUUCACUGGCGUCUUUCAAAGUGCUAACUUUGGAUAGUACUGAUGAUAUAACUGAUGGAGAUUGCACCGAUCCAGGACCAUUCGGAGAUCAAGACGGCGAACAAAUUUUUGUACAACGUGUUAUUCCAGAAACCAAUCAAAUAUUCGUUCGUUUGGCUUCAAACGGUGAUAGACUUUGCACAAUUCGCUCAGUGGAUGGUUCAGCAAUAACUGCAUUCUUGGUACAUGAAUGUGACGGCUCGAAUCGGAUGGGUUCCAGACCGAGACGAUAUUUAUUCACAGGAACUGCAAAUGAUAUUUUGAAGUGUGAACAAACAGAAUUGAGGAAUGUGCCUAACUCUCUAAAUUUGAAGAUGUGGGAUUUGACAACAGCCUUGGAUCAGUAUCACUGUCGGACUAAUACCAUGCUAAACAGUUCAAUAAAUCCUCAGUCCACGCAACUCGAUAAAAGUGCAGCCGCAGCAGCAUCCACAAGUGGUUUAAUGAGUAAUCCUAGCACAACAACCACUCCAUCGGCUGUAGGUGCCUGGGAUUUGUUUACUCAUUCAUUUUAUUCACCUAUUUAUUUGAUGUUUAGUCAUGAUUUAUUGAAGGGACCAACGCCAGAUGAAUUGCUUCAGUUGAUUGACGAAUGCGAAAUAUGUUGUGCAAGUUUGAACUCAACACCAACAAUCACACCACACUCCUCGACGAUACACCUUUCUGAACUUGAUUCCCUCUCCAAUCAAAGAUAG